AUGAAAGUCGCCAGCCCUACCGGCGGACAUCGGGUUUCCGGGUACCAAUUCACGCUUUCCUCCGCAGUGUCUGAUAAACCGAGGGCCUACGAGGCGUGGACACUCCCCCUCCAAGAGGGCGAGGAGGUCCAGAAGAUGUUCCCGCCUUCGACGAACGGGCCUGUCGCUUCACUUGGGAAGGUCCUGGGUAAUAGGACGACGUUGUACAAGUAUUUGAAUCCGCGGUUGUUUGUUGUUGUUUCGAGGACGCAUUCGGGUGCAUCCAUCGCAGGUGGUGUGGAGGACGCUACGGAGGAAGGAGGAUCGACCACCGACAACCAAAACGGCACAAACACCCCCAAAAAAUCAACCGGCAAAUGCGCAAUCCGCGUCCUCGACGCCACCAAAGGCAGCGUAAUUUACCACCGCGAGGUCGCGUCCUACGACGACGUCUGCGAUCUGCAUGCGAGUUUGACGGAGAAUUGGUUGGUGUGGCAUUACUACGAGGGUGCGGAAGAUGGGUUGGGGAGUAAGGGAUGGAGGGUUGUUUCGGUGGAGUUUUAUGAAGGCGGUGGGGUUGAUGAGAAGACUAGGAGCUCGGAUAUGUCCGCCUACUCAAAUGCGACGCUCGAUUUGACGGUGUAUGAAGAAUCGUUUGUGUUCCCGCACGGGAUUACUGCUAUGGCGCCUACGAUGACCAAGUUUGGGAUUACGAGUAAAGAUAUGAUUUUCGCCACGAAGAACAACAAAUUGCAGUCCUUCCCUCGUCGGUACUUGGACCCGAGGAGACCGCAUAGGAAGCCUACAUCGGAGGAAAUGGAGGAGGGGUUGAUACAGUAUGAUCCUGUGGUUCCUGAUGAUCCUAAGCGUGUUAUUUCGCAUUAUUAUCAGAUCGCAGGCACCCAGCACAUCCUGACCACGCCCUCCCUCCUCGAAUCCACCUCUCUCGUCUUCAGCUACGGCUCCCUCGACCUCUUCCUCACGCGCGUCAGUCCCUCGGGUACGUUUGACGUCCUGAGUGAGAGUUUCAAUAAAGCGCAGUUGGUUGUUACGAUUUGUGGAUUGGUGGGUGGGAUUUUGGUUGUUAGGCCUGUUGUGGGGAGGAGGAAGGUGAAGGCGGGGUGGUAUUUGUAG
Coprinopsis cinerea okayama7#130 is the source of this 1113-nucleotide messenger RNA. RefSeq lists its product as hypothetical. Gene Ontology annotation, cellular component: EMC complex. The record is from RefSeq and is a predicted model, not a curated record. The transcript is spliced from 4 exons. The coding region runs from base 1 to 1113 and encodes 370 amino acids. Lineage: Eukaryota; Fungi; Basidiomycota; Agaricomycetes; Agaricales; Psathyrellaceae. Gene Ontology annotation, biological process: protein folding in endoplasmic reticulum.